Messenger RNA from Rana temporaria (common frog), 2506 nucleotides. RefSeq names its product fatty acyl-CoA reductase 1 (gene FAR1). The transcript is spliced from 12 exons. Gene Ontology annotation, cellular component: peroxisome. Gene Ontology annotation, biological process: long-chain fatty-acyl-CoA metabolic process. The record is from RefSeq and is a predicted model, not a curated record. Gene Ontology annotation, molecular function: alcohol-forming very long-chain fatty acyl-CoA reductase (NADP+) activity. Lineage: Eukaryota; Metazoa; Chordata; Amphibia; Anura; Ranidae. The coding region runs from base 123 to 1670 and encodes 515 amino acids.
GAGCGCGGCGCAAAGCGGGCUGCCGGCUGAGGGUGUGAGUGAGGGGAGCGCGCGGCGCGGCCUGAGUGCUGCUGGUGACAGUGUGAGGGGAGAGGAGAGCCGGGCUGAGGACUUUGUUCAAGAUGACGUCUAUUCCAGAAUACUACAGAGGGAAGAAUGUCCUCAUCACAGGAGCUACCGGCUUCAUGGGAAAGGUUCUCCUUGAGAAGCUGCUUAGGUCUUGUCCUGGCAUCAAGAAGGUUUAUGUUCUAGUCAGACCCAAAGCAGGCCAGGAGCCCCGGGAAAGGGUUGCUGAAAUGAUGAGCUGUAAGUUGUUUGACAGAGUGAGAGAAGAGCAACCACAAUGUGCAGAGAAGCUGAUUGCCGUCACUAGCGAGCUCACCCAGCCAGAGCUGGACAUGAAGAAGGAAGACCAAGACAUGUUAAUAGAGUGCAUUGACAUCUUGUUCCACUGUGCAGCCACAGUCCGCUUUAAUGAAACCCUUCGAGAUGCCAUGCAGUUGAAUGUUAUAGCAACACAGCAGCUGUUACAUUUAGCGCAAAGGAUGAAGAAACUGGAAGUUUUCAUACACGUAUCAACUGCAUAUGCCAACUGUAACCGCAAGCAUAUCGAAGAAGUUGUGUACCCACCACCUGUAGACCCAAGGAAACUCAUCGAAUCUUUAGAAUGGAUGGAGGACGGUCUGGUGAACGACAUAACCCCGAAGCUCAUAGGGGACAGGCCGAACACGUACACAUACACAAAGGCCCUGGCAGAGUAUAUAGUGCAACAGGAGGGACGUAAGCUGAAUAUAGCCAUUGUCAGACCAUCCAUUGUUGGAGCCAGCUGGAAGGAACCGUUCCCUGGAUGGAUUGAUAAUUUCAAUGGCCCAAGUGGUUUGUUCAUUGCGGCAGGAAAGGGAAUCCUACGCACCAUGAGAGCUUCCAACAAUGCUGUGGCAGAUCUGAUCCCAGUAGACGUAGUUGUGAACACAACGGUAGCUGCUGCCUGGUAUUCCGGAGUUAAUAGGCCUAAAAAUAUUAUAGUGUACAAUUGUACGACCGGAGGCACAAAUCCUUUCCACUGGGGUGAAGUUGAAUACCAUGUAAUUUCUACUUUCAAGAGGAAUCCUCUCGAACAGGCCUUCAGACGGCCCAAUGUAAAUCUAACCUCCAAUCACCUAUUAUAUCACUAUUGGAUUGCUGUAAGCCAUAAGGCCCCAGCAUUCCUGUAUGAUAUCUACCUCAGGAUUACUGGAAGAAGCCCAAGGAUGAUGAAGACCAUCACACGUUUGCACAAGGCCAUGAUGUUGCUGGAAUACUUUACAAGUAACUCCUGGGUGUGGAACAAUGAGAACACCAACAUGCUAAUGAACCAGCUCAGCUCUGACGACAAAAAAGUAUUUAACUUCGAUGUCCGGCAAUUGCACUGGGCAGAAUACAUGGAAAAUUAUUGCAUGGGAACCAAAAAAUAUGUUCUGAAUGAGGAAAUGUCAGGACUCCCAGCAGCCAGGAAGCACUUAAACAAGUUACGGAACAUUCGCUAUGGAUUCAACACCAUCCUGGUGGUUCUAAUCUGGCGCGUCUUUAUUGCAAGAUCGCAGAUGGCAAGAAACAUCUGGUACUUUGUCGUUAGCCUGUGUUUCAAGUUCCUGUCUUAUUUCCGAGCAUCCAGCACCAUGAGAUACUGAAGACACUGGACACUGAUCAGUUUGGACAUCUAUGCACACAGCGGCGACCUGCACAGACUCUCGUUACCCGAUCUGUGUCACUGUUUGUUUGGUCUUUAUUUUAUGUCUUAUACAGCCAUUCUGCCAUCCUAGGCCCAGGAUAACAUGAAUACAGUAACUCAAGUGUACCUUAGUAAUGAACCACACCAGUCAGACUGAACCAGCAUCAAGGAGAUUAGUUUACCAAACUUCACUUGCAAAUUUCAAAUGUCUUUGAACGUCCAUUUGAAAUAUGUGCUGUUUUUAGAAGCAGCUUUCCUUUCUUCACUUUUAAACAAUGCACAGGUUUUCACCAAGUCUGAUGUUGUUAAGCCUCCUGUGUUGGGUCUAAUUGGUGCUGAAUUGUAUGGUUAAAGUAUAAUGCUAGCUUUCUGGCAGAGCAGCCAAGUAAUCAACUUCAUAAACACACAUCAUUGCCAGUUGUGCAGUAGGAUGGGGAAUCGUCACCUUUUUUUGCGUUCUUAGAGAACUAUAGUCGCAAGAAGUGCCCAAGACGUUUCUUCCAUCAUUGAGGGCAAGCCCUUAGAGCAGCACACAAAGGCAGAUCUUUUGUCAGCGAAAUACAGUAGAUGGUUAAAAAGCCAGCAUGAGACAAAUUGGCAAUGUGGAAUUUUGCAAGGUCCAUUUGUACUGCUCUAAAUUUAAAUAUAUUUUUACUGGAAAAUGGCAUUAUACUUUAUCUGUUUACAGUCUGCUUAUUGGAUUGUGCCUCUGCCACUAAGCCUAUUUUUUUUAUUAUUUUCUUUUAUUUAUUUUUUUUGUCUCCUGCCUUUUUUUGUUAAGUUGUAUCUUUUUUU